CCAAAAUACGAAAUUGAAAAUACUAUAGAACACCUUAUUAUAAAUGCUGUCUCUACUACCCAAUAUUUAAAUCCUGUUCAAUAUUUCAAUACUGCUACUUUAACUCAAGAUAGAAUAAUUAAGAAAAUCAUUGUUUCUAGUGAACCAUUACUAAAUGCCAUGGCACAAAAGAAAGCAAAAGAAAUUAUUAAUAAAAUGAAUGAAGAAAUCGCAAAGUAUCAAAAGGAUUAUAAUUUGACAACUGAUCCUGAGGCCAAAUGUGAGCUAAUAGAUCAUAUACAAGACCUUAAACAACAUCAGCAAGUUGUGAAGUAUGACUCGCCUGGACAUCCACCUCUUUUGUACAAAUACCCGGACUUACUAGAACACAUUCAUGAGAGCAUAGAGUUCAGGGCUGCUGAUAGCAAAAGAAGAAAAGAAGUUAUUAAUGUUCAAACAAUAAAUCACAUAAAAGAAGAACUAGAGUCAAAAUAUAAUGAAUAUCUUUCCCAAACUGCUAUAAACAAUUACCUACUACCAUGUCAUUCAAACUCAAUAGAAGCAAAAAAUUACCACCAUCCAACUAAUAUUCAGGUUGCAACUGUCUCAAGGAAUGAAAGGGCAGAUCAUUCGAAUGUUUAUUAUUGUUUUGCUUCUGUAAAGGCAGCAAGACAAUUUGCAGCCCUAUUUCCAAUCUUUUUGGUAAUUAUGUCACAAGAUGAUAAAGCCAAGGUUCUCCUCGGCAUUUCUGCAGUUGAAAAAAGUUUUAAAGUCAUACAAAGUAACAAUAAGCCAGUUACCAUUCUGGACUACGACUUUCUUGCUAGUUUACAACAGAAACUUAUUUCAUCUGUUUAUUUAAUCAUCGAUCCAAGUGAUACAAAUGACACACUUCAUAGAGGCCAAAUGUUAAUAUACAUCCAUCCACAAUAUAAGAUAGGAACAAGCUUGAAAACCCAUAUGAAUGAUCUAUAUUCUUUAAUGAAUAAUGGCAGUUUUGACAAUAUGUUAAAGGUUAAUAAUAAAAUCAGACCCAUAUGGGUCCUCCUUGUAGAUAGAGGCCCUGAUAAAAAUCUCUGUUACCUAAAAAAUAUCUCUCACUAUUGUAACAUCUUUCGCUCUUUCGACCUCGAUUAUUUGAUCAUUAGAACUCAUGCUCCAGGUCACUCAGCAUACAACCCUGUUGAAAGGAGUAUGGCAUCUCUUUCAACAAAACUAGCAGAUGUAAAGAAAUGUAAUAAUAUCAAAUGUUGCUUUCCUAAAAGAUGUGAGGAGGCUGCUAACCUUCUUGUUUCAUAUAAUAGUUUCUUCCUCCCUUUAGUAAUGAAGAAAGAUGGUCACUAUAUUAAUUCAAUACAUCUAUUAGAGUAUCUUGACAAGAAAAAAAUACUGGGGUACAACCAACAUUGCCCCUCCAUGACUGAUAAUUAUAUAAAACACACCUGUCCUAUUUGUGGAAAAUAUUUCCUAACAAUCUCAAUGGUUGCUAAUCACAAAAAAAACCAACAUUUAAAAGAAGCUUGUAAACCUGGAAGGCCAAAAAAAGAUGAAACAAUAGCAAAAGAAGCCUGUUUGAUUAAACGUGGACCUGGAAGGCCAAAAAAAGAUAAAACAAUGGCAAAAGAAACCUUUCUGAUUAAACGUGGACUUGGAAGGCCAAAAAAUACUGAAACAAUGACAAAAAAGCAAAAAACCAAAUAA
This is a messenger RNA of Cetraspora pellucida, 1680 nucleotides long. Lineage: Eukaryota; Fungi; Glomeromycota; Glomeromycetes; Diversisporales; Gigasporaceae. The record is from the annotation of a GenBank genome assembly.